Molecule: messenger RNA, 2627 nt
Organism: Theobroma cacao (cacao)
Lineage: Eukaryota; Viridiplantae; Streptophyta; Magnoliopsida; Malvales; Malvaceae
Gene: NTMC2T5.2
Product: Calcium-dependent lipid-binding (CaLB domain) family protein
Molecular function (GO): lipid binding
Source: RefSeq, a predicted model, not a curated record
UGCCACAUACAAAAUUCCCAGGUCUCUUGCAGUUUGCAUCACAACUUCACAAUCCCAACCAUUCAACCCUUCCUCUUCCCACUGCAAAGAGCAAUUCUCCUUUUCUCAGACUGUGAAGGUCAACACGCCCAAAGCGAAAAGAAAAGAAAAGAAAAUCAAGCCAUCAUCUUUGAUUGAUUUGUAUUUUUCCUGCUGCUGCUAGAACCAGUUCAUUUAAUUCCCCGGUUUAUUCAUGUUUAUUAUCACCAACGACUAUGUUUUCUGUUAUCCCCGCUUUGCAACUGGGGCACUGAAAAUCUUUCUCCCUAUACCAAUAAUAAAUGAUCUUUUUACAAUCUUCUCGUUCCAGUUUCAGCUUCCCUCUCCUUCCCCCGCUCUGCCCUUGUAAAAGCAACCCCUCCUUAUCCCCCAGGAACAAAAAACGACCACCCAGAAGCCAACUCAUCACUUUCUUUAUCCCACACCGGAAAUUCUGUUUUCUUGCUUGUGCAAUUCCCACACCAAAGCCCAACAAGCUUAAUGUAAGGGUGGCUAGGAACCUUGUAGCCAAAGGGUUUUCAAAUGAAUUUCUGGACGGGGAAAGUCAAGAAUCUUCAAUCCAAAUGGGCUCAAAUUUUACUAAUUUCCAACAAGACCCCAUUGUUGACAAGUUAAGGACCCAGUUAGGAGUUAUCCACCCAAUCCCUUCCCCUCCAAUUAACCGUAACGUUGCUGGGUUGUUUGUCUUUUUCUUUUUUGUUGGGGUUGCCUUUGAUAAAAUCUGGACUUCAAGGAAAAGGAGGGGCAAAUUGGGGAACCUAGAUGGGGAAACUGGUAGAAUCGGAGCAGGGGUUUGGCCACAAGUUCCAACCAGUUUUUCUUUGUUCUUGGAAAAGGAUUUGCAAAGGAAAGAGUCAGUUGAGUGGGUUAAUAUGGUGUUGGGGAAGUUGUGGAAAGUUUAUAGAGGUGGGAUUGAGAAUUGGAUUAUUGGGUUGUUGCAGCCUGUUAUUGAUAAUCUGAAGAAGCCUGAUUACGUUCAGAGAGUGGAAAUUAAGCAGUUCUCUUUAGGGGAUGAGCCUUUGUCAGUUAGGAAUGUUGAGCGUAGGACUUCCCGGCGAGUCAAUGAUUUGCAGUAUCAAAUAGGACUUCGUUACACUGGUGGUGGUCGCAUGUUAUUGAUGUUGUCAUUAAAUUUUGGCAUUAUUCCAAUUGUUGUGCCAGUUGGUGUUCGAGAUUUUGAUAUUGAUGGAGAACUUUGGGUGAAAUUGCGAUUGAUACCAACAGAACCUUUUGUUGGAGCUGUUUCAUGGGCUUUCGUUUCACUUCCAAAGAUCAAGUUUGAGUUGUCACCAUUUCGCUUGUUCAACUUAAUGGCAAUUCCUGUUCUGUCAAUGUUUUUAACAAAACUUCUCACUGUGGAUUUGCCUCGACUAUUUGUUCGCCCAAAGAAGAUUGUAUUGGAUUUCCAGAAAGGGAAAGCUGUUGGCCCAGUUGCAAAUGAUUUGAAAUCAGGAGAAAUUCAAGAAGAAAAAAACAAGGAUUUUGUUGGAGAAUUAUCUGUGACUCUUGUAGAUGCUAGGAAACUGUCUUAUGUUUUCUAUGGCAAAACUGAUCCAUAUGUUGUUCUAAAUUUGGGGGAUCAAGUUAUACGCAGUAAAAAGAACAGUCAAACUACAAUUACUGGGCCUCCUGGUGAGCCAAUUUGGAAUCAGGAUUUUCAUUUACUUGUGGCAAACCCUAGAAAAGAAAAACUAUGCAUCCAAGUAAAAGACGCCUUUGGGUUCACUGAUUUGACAAUUGGAGCGGGAGAGGUUGAACUGGGGACUCUUCAGGACACUGUUCCAACAGAUAAGAUUUUGGUAUUGCAAGGAGGUUGGGGAGUGUUCCAAAAGAGAUCUGCUGGAGAAAUAUUACUUCGAUUGACAUAUAAAGCUUAUGUUGAGGAUGAAGAAGAUGACACAACUGAGGCAGGAUCCAUUGAUACUGAUGCUUCAGAUGAUGAAUUGUCUGAUUCUGAUGAACCAAAUGGGUCAUUUGAGCAGGGUGUCAAGCAAUAUACAGAUGAAACAGACAAAGAGUCAUUUAUGGAUGUUCUAGCAGCUCUGAUUGUGAGUGAGGAAUUUCAAGGCAUUGUCUCAUCUGAACCAGGGAGCAAAUUUGUUGAUGACAUCUCAAGAACAGGGCCUUUGAAAUCAAGAUUAAGUGGUAUUAAUGCUGAAUCAGUUCCAUCAGAUUCUGAUAAAGGUUCUGAAGUGUCUGGAGGAUCAACCUUAUUCUGGUUUGCUGUGAUUACUAGUAUAUUUGUGCUAAUUGCAAUCAAUAUGGAUGGCUCAAAUUUAUUCAACCCUUGAUAUCACGUGAUGGGCUAACUAAGUGUUAGUGCUUCUGCUUGAACAAGUUUGCAGGCAACCAUUUUGCAAAUCUAAUCUUGGCUUCUGAAGGAGAUUUUCGUUCCCGUACUACGCGCGAUACCGUUAUGUAUAUUCAUGAUUAUUCAUGAUUGUUAGCAGAUGAGUGUUCCAUUGGCGGCAGGAAAAUUUUUUUGGCUUUUUAUUUUUAUACAAGCCAUUAUAAUUGUGAUUUACUUUGUAUAUCUGUUAAUUGUUCAUUUACCUCCCAUAAUAUAUAUAUAUCUCUUAAUUUUGGUA